Molecule: messenger RNA, 2410 nt
Organism: Marchantia polymorpha subsp. ruderalis
Lineage: Eukaryota; Viridiplantae; Streptophyta; Marchantiopsida; Marchantiales; Marchantiaceae
Source: the annotation of a GenBank genome assembly
UGGACUCGAGAUCGAGCGGUUGUGUGGGUGCAGAGAGCGAACACAGGACACGAGGACAUGAAUGAACGAAACAAGAGUAGGGAGGAAAGGACGGGACGACGAAGGAAUUUCCUGCAGUUACUCUAAUUCCCAACCGCUUUUGUCGAUGCGGUCUUUCUAGCACUGUGAGUCAGAAUCGGCCUGUCAGAAGCCGGGCAGGAAGUUGAGCCGCCGAUCGAUCUCUCGAAAACAGGAGCACCGUGGCGCGAAGAAUCCGGACGCGGAUAAAUCCCACAGCUCGCAUCAUGUGCAAGCACAGAGCCGUGGACUGGGUAACGGGAUCGAGGUCGAGAUCGAGAUCGAGAUUGAGAUUGAGAUCGAGCGAGGAUCAUGUUCUUGGAUGCGCGUAAUUUCGAUGAGGCCAGGUGAGGGAAAUCGAGGCCCCGGUCGGUGUGAGUUAGAGGAUUGAAGUGGAAUCGGAAGUGGAAGUGGAAUUGGAGGAAUCGAGAUGCGAACGAGGUGCGUGUGAGAAAAACGCGGGCGGUGCCAGAGCGAGAGGAAGAUGCUGGCCGAACGAGGCACUUCGACGGGAAGACGUCGUGGCUUCGAGGACCUGGAGUCAGGGAAACGGUGCCGCGACGAGGAUCGGGACAGAGGGAGGUGUGAAAGCGGCGGACAUUUGAAAGCCAGAGAGAUCGAGCGAGGGGCGGCGGAGAGACCGGUAUAAGGCGGUUGUGGGCGACUGGAAGCGCAUGCUCGUUCGUUCGGGCACGACGACGACGACGACGAGCAAUAUUGCCGCCAGUGCACAAUUGGUGGUUCGGCUUCGGGAUCAAAGCGGAUUUGGGUUGCUUCGGAAUCGAGAGAGAUGUCGUCGAUGGCUAAGGGCAGUUAUGCGGCAGUGAGGACGGCGCUCGCUCGUGUCUGACCUGUUGCGCAUGGCGCACUGGCGCCCUUCUCCUGCACGGAGCAGCAUCAGCUGAGGCCAGCCGAGAGCAGGGUUAUGCUGUGAGAAAGGGCUCGUUCGGAUCCGAGCCACCACGAAUUUGGAUUUGGAACGCGUUCGUUGGUUGGGAUCGAUUUCUGUUGGCAGAAUUGAAUUGAGACUGCGCCACAGGCCGACGCGGAGGGCAUGCACGGGAGCAUGAGCAAUGUGGCGCAAGCCGGGGGCAGGUUAUGAUGGAUGUGUCGCCUGAUGAGCUUCCCCUUUUGUACUCAUGGAUUGAUGGAAUCCCGCUGUCGCGACCCAAGCGCAAUAUCGCCAGGGACUUCAGUGACGCAGUGCUUGUGGCCGAAGUAGUGGCUCACUACUGUCCGAAGCUGGUGGACGCGCACAAUUACAGUGCUGCUAAUGGCCUGGCUCAAAAGGUUUACAACUGGAACACUCUGAAUGUCAAGGUGUUCCGCCGCCUGCACUUCUCCCUGACAAAGGAUGACAUCGAAGCUGUUGCGAAUUGUGAACCACAGAUGAUUGAGCGCAUCUUGAAGCUUCUGAAGUACAAGAUGGCGAAAUACAAGCCCAAUGGGUUGAGUGGAGAACCAGUGAAACCCCAGAAGCCUGAAGAGCAAUAUCCAAGCAAUGCCAAAACACGUUGCUUGGGGGCUGCGUCACUCAUGAGAUUGGCCCAAGUAAAUCAACCAAAAGAGCAGGAAAAUCGGGAAAAUCUAAGGCCAGUGCAGGGAAGAGAAUCAAGGGCCAGACAAGCCACACCAUCGAAAGUGCACAGUUCACAAGAUCAGUACCCCUCAGCAAGGGCUCCGAGUCCUCGCCGAAGUCAGGAAGUGAACUUUGAGAAGCUCCGGGAAAAGGAUGCACACAUCCGAGAACUGGGCGAGACGAUUGAGCUUUUGGAAGCCAAAGUGAAGAAGCUUGAGCAGCUCGUGAGGCUGAAAGAGCACAAAAUUCAGGUUUUGAGUGGAAAGCUGACCCUGAAAGGUGGUCGUCCAUGAGCACUCAGUCCAUUGAAGAUGGUGUUGCCGAGUGGAGGCGGCUUUACACCGGCUUUUUAAAAUGUAACAUGAUUCUGUGCACGAUGGCAGGAGUGACAUUCCAAGGCUUCGAGGCCCGCAAUCUCAUUAGGCUAUCAGGUAGUUUUAAGGCAACAUAGUAGUGAAGUCAAGAGGAAUGUGCUAAACACGGCCUGUUUGAACCAUGGAUAGCUGCUGCCAUCGGGGUCAGGUUUCGAGCUUGACCAAUGUCAGUCUGUGUAUAUUAACUACCUGGCUAUUUAUCCUCAGAGACAAAAUGUACAAUUCUUUGGUCCUGUUUUGAUAUCUAGGACAUUAAGUCGUUGUCGGAUGGAUGGCAUCCAUUCUCUGUUCUUAUUAUGCCUCAGCAUAAUUGGUGGCAUCAAUUUUACAGUUCUGCUCACCUACAUCAUUGUAAGUAUAUCCGCAGAUGAAAUCCAUUAUUCUACAAUUGCCCUUGUGU